UGUUCUGCGCCUGCGCGUUUUUUUUUCUGAAGCAGAUUGUUUGGUGCUGUGUUGUUGUUGUUUUUUUUUACCAUUUGAUACUUAAAUAUGUGAUUGCUUAUCGACUUGCAUUAACUACUAAUGUGCAUAUUUACUGCAGGGAAACUUUUGCUUUUGUAAAACUAGAAUAUUUUAUCUAAAGACUCUAAAAAACAAAACAAACCCCGAUUUCACGAUGUUUCAACAGACGAUAAAGAACUUCAACAUUAAUUUUAACGCUUUGGGCGAGAGGAAUACUGUCUCCAGUGGCGACUUGCUCACUGGACACCUCUCCUUCGACAUCACAAAGGAGACGAAGAUCACUUCAAUAACGAUGGAGCUGAAAGGAGGGGUUAAUGUCCAAUGGUCCAGCGGAAGCUCGAAGAACCGAAGACAUUUCUCGGCAAAAAUCGAAUACUUUAAAUUGAAAAGCGUCAUUUUGCAAGAAAACAACGCUGUUGGUGAGGGAACAAGACUUCAGCCUGGGACCCAUAUGUACCCUUUUACAUGCCAGUUUCCACGGGGGGACUUCCCAUCAUCCUUCAUUGGAGCUAAUGGAAGGAUAAACUACUCAUUGACAGUGAGCAUCCACAGAUCAUGGCGUAUGGCCAAGGAUUUUGCGGUAGAGUUGAAGUAUGUCAACCGCAUUGAUACCAACCAGCCAGAGCUGCAUGCUCCUCUCUCAGGCAUCAACGGUAAGACACUGUGCUGCCUGUGGUGUACCUCUGGUCCUAUCUCGAUGAAAGUCAGCACAGAGAAAAAAGCCUUCAUGCCUGGUGAAACUGUGAAAAUAAUCUGUGAGUUUAGUAAUGGAUCAUCUCGAACAGCUACUCCAACGGUGUCAUUGCAACAGAAACAGGUUUGCUACACCCACAACCGCGUUUCCCAGAGGUGGUAUAUCAAAAAGUUGGUGUCAGUGUUUGGACAACCCAUCAGUGGUGAAACCUCUGGUGUGCACACUGGGAUCGUGAUCACUAUUCCCUCGGCUACACCGCUCACCAUCUCCAACUGCAGCAUCAUUGACGUCAGUUACUUAAUUGAGGUGACCCUCCGCGUAAAAUAUGCCUCUGACCUCACAGUACUUAUUCCCAUCAUCCUGUGUGACACCCCUGUUGACCCUCAGCCGCCAGCUUAUAUGUGAGUCUACAACAUCUACACGAUGUUGGGAUAUUUUUGUUUCACUACAUUCGGCCAUUUCUCAGUCUGACUUGUUACUAUGAGAGAUUAUUGUACCUGUGGACAACCAUUUACGCUCUCAUACACACCUACGGCCAAUUUGGAGUCACUGCCUUGUGUCUUUUGGACUGUGGGAGGAAGCCAGAGAACCCGGAGAGAACCCACGCUGACACGGGGACAACAUGCAAACUUCUUCUUUCUGUGAGGGGAAAAUGCUAACCACUAAACCAGUAAUUUCAGUGCUGUGAGUGAAAACUGUUGAAACUGCGUUGUAGCAUCAAACUGCCUUCAAUCAGUGUUCAUUAAUCUGUUUCAGCGUAUGAUUGAUUUCUAAGCACGGGGAGAAAUAUAUGGAACAGUUUGAAUGUUGCUACCACUUGCGCCA
Centropristis striata (black sea bass) is the source of this 1579-nucleotide messenger RNA. RefSeq names its product arrestin domain-containing protein 3-like. Gene Ontology annotation, cellular component: plasma membrane; cytoplasm. Lineage: Eukaryota; Metazoa; Chordata; Actinopteri; Perciformes; Serranidae. The transcript is spliced from 6 exons. The coding region runs from base 215 to 1159 and encodes 314 amino acids. Gene Ontology annotation, biological process: protein transport. The record is from RefSeq and is a predicted model, not a curated record.